UUUAUACCCAACUUACGGGGGUCGUCUGGACGCUAGCAAGACAUUUGACGGUGGGGAGUGGAUCACUGAUCAAUAAUUAGGAAUUCCACGUGGGUUCAAGGGAACAUCAGCCAUGGAAAACAAAGAGCAGGGCGGGGCUGGAGCUGGGGAUGGCCAAACCGAACGCAAGUGUGGCAUGGACAUGAGCUAUGUCAAAUCCAUCAAUGGUGUGCUCAAAGCCAAGAUGAUGGGUUGGUCCCUCAUUGCCUUCAUACUGUGCAUAGCUGCAGGCCCCUCGAUCACUAGCAUCUUCUUCGGGGUCGUUAUAUUCUGCGGUCUGUUCUUGAGCGUGGGUCUCUUCAUCGUCUUUGCAUUUUCAAAGGACAGGAACAUCACAAGGAUAAACAUUUAUUUAUUCGAUUUUCUGGUCAGCGUUAUUGGAACAAUAGCCUACUUUAUUGUUUGUAUGGCGUCUGUCUUCAACAUUCUAGAACCCCCUAUGAUUGCAGCUGCUAUCUUUGGCUUCAUCGCUAUGGUCUCGUUUGGGGCCAGCAUUUGGUUCAACUUCAAGCGGUGGCGUGAGUUUAAACCCCGAGCCAGCGGCACCAACGAAACUUACGAUACCAAUUAUUAAAAAAACAGAAAGGUGAAGGUGGGAUUAAAGUUCACAGUGGAUCUUUUGUUUUCAUCCAAAUCUGUCCUAAUCCAAUGCUAAGCACAGAAAAAAUUGGUUCAGCAAUAACAUGUUACCAACCAAAAUGUCAUGGGCUGUUUAUUUCCUACCACUGGUUCCCUGCUGAUGGUUGCUUGGUGCAUAAAUUGGCUAACUGGUAUUUCUUUACGCAGUGGCAUAGCUUCACUUGCGUUGUGACACGUUUCACAUAAAUUGUGACACGUUUCACAUAAGUUGUGCUCACUGUAAGUCUGAGACCCGAACAUCAAAUUACAGCUUAACUUGUGCUAUCAUUUUAGGUAGCAUAACUUGCAAAUAGAAAAAUCUAUUCUCAUCAUCAUUCAAGCCAACAAGGUUUGUAUAAGAAAUGAAGAACUUUUUUUAAAUAAUGAAGAACUUGUUUAGCUGAGAUUGAACUCCAGAUUUUCUGCACAGUUCCAACAAAAAUUGAAUGGAAAUAUUUCAAAAUGAUAGGCAGAACUACUUUAACAAUGGUUUAAAUGGGCGAUUCACAAUAGUGCGCCUCCAAGAGUUUGCAACCCGUUGACCAAUCACAAUGCACAAAAUCUGUAGAUGAUUGGUCAACGCGUAGCAAACUCUUGGAGGCGCACUAUUGUGAAAUGCCCGUAUUGUUGCUGUAACCAAGGAGGAAUAGGUAGUUUUAAUCCUUCAUGCUGUAACAUUGAAAAGGAAAUGCUGGCACAAAAGCUAUCCUCAUCCAAGACAUUUCGAGUAGCUAAGCACCUUUUUGUGAAAUCGACCACAAUUAUGUCACACCGCCGUGCCACCAAUUACCCAUGGCUUAUCCGCAGUGUGAAGUUGUGCUAAGUUUGAUGAAAUCAGUGGCUGGUUUUGCCUGGUAUGUACUGAGGGUAUGGGUCCAGACAUCAGAUUUUACAUUUGUGAUUGGCCGAUCCAUCCAAGUUUGGAUGAUACUACAAAGAGUGUGUGUCCCAUGUGCUUGCUGUGAUGGAAGAGUACCGAAGGAUCCCAGCAAAACUGGCCGGGGUUAAGGUUGUCCGAGGUGUGGGCAAAUGUAGUUUUCAUUUUUGGUUUAGUACACGACUAAAUUCCCAUCAUGUCAUUGGUGGUUCAUUAAUCACUUGUCACUGACUAAUCCAUCCUAACACAUGGCAUGACCAUGCCUCGACAAUGGAACUUCUAUUCAACAAUGAAUGGAACUUUUAUGCGGCGUCCACAAGAGAUUUCUGAACGUGUGGGUGAUGCAGGGACUUAUUCUGACGGGGAUUUAUUUAGAUGAUACAGGUUUUUUUCCCCAGGAUUUUUUCAAGCAUGGGAUGAAACAAAUACAAGUCGAGUUUCAUAUUUGCAAAGUGUAAAGAAUAACUUCGUUUGGUGAUGAUGGAAUUUUCCAAUUCACAGAACUUGGCCCAGUAUUCUGACCAUUGCACUCAUAAAUAUUCAUUAUUUGCAUAUUGUAAGCUAGGUUAGAAAUGACGUGUUUUCCUUUUUUUUUGUUGAAUGUCUCUUGUGCUAUUGGGUAGAUCUUACAUUUCAGUAAAAUUUGUAUGUCGUUUGCUAAUAAUGUUAUCCCUCUUGCCUACACACAAACUUUCCACAUUUACAUAGAAUACGUGAAAAAUAUCAUUUUAUGUUACAGUAUCAGCAAAAGUAAUCAACAAAUUGCUGAAAGAUGUUUGGAAGUCUUUCUGAUCUGAGUUUACAACUGUAAAAAAAAUCAAGGGAACAGGAUCUACUGUGUCAUCUGUAGAGGGCGCUGUUAUACUUACUAUGUCACACUGAUCUCCAUAAAAAAGAGAAAUUCCAUUGGCUGUUAGCAGUAAGGUCACUGCCAAUCCCAAUUACCAAAUGAAAAGAUGUCCUCCCUUGACUAAACACACAUGUAAUAUAGUUUGGCACAUCCUGUUCUCCACAUUUAUUGAGGCAGAAAAGAAGCCCUUAAAAUCAGGCAUUGGAAAAUUGGGAACAAAAUGGACAUGAAGCCCUGUACUGGUUUAAGAAGUGAUACCAAGUUUCUAGAUUCUGUUCCUGAAAGAGUUAUUUAUUGUCAAUUUAUUUUUCAGACUGUUUCAGUUUCCUUAAAAGUAUGGUUCAGCAGGGUUCUAAAGUUAUUUUGAACAGUGGAGGGGGUGGAGGUGUCUCCAGAGCUUUGUUUUGAUUUUCUGAAAACCAGUGACCCAAUACACACCUAUAUCUUGAACUAUGACUAGCUCUGAUAAAAUCAUACAUCUCAGUCCUGUGGUGCAAAUGAGGGGGGCUUGAGCAUCUCGAGCCACUUCCGGGGGGGGGGGUUUGAAUUCUGAUCCCAAUCUCCUCCCUCCAACAAAUCCAGGGUGUGCUACCUAUUUUGGACAAAUGAGAAACACUCUCGGUGAAUUCAGAAACAAGGUGUCCCGUGACGGUGAAUGAAGUAUACAGUGUAUCAAGGCAUUCAUUCAUUCAUUCAAAUUGGUUUAUUAAUAAUCAUGCCUCGCAGCGUCAGCUGAAUUGAACAUGAUUUACAAAGUUUAAAACAUCACAAACUAUAAACAAUUAAACAUUAUUAAAAAAAAAAAAAACACCAUGCACAGGGUAGAAUUAGAAAUCUGAACAGGUGGCAUAGAAUUAUGGAUGGUUCAACUUGGAAUUGAAUGCCUCAUUGAAAGAAAGGCCCAGCUCCACCAUUUCGGCCUAGGAGGGUUAAUUGAUAUCCUUUGCAACUCCUUCAAAAAUUUUCAGUUUUAUCUUUUGAACUCAAAAAGGCUUUGUUGGAGUUGGGCCCUUCUUUUGAUUAGGUAUUCAAUUGUGUAUUUUCAUAAGUUUCAUAAAUUACGUGUAAAUAAUAUUCUGAAGUUUAUACAUUAUUUUCAAGAAGCAGUCCUUCGGGGAAUCAUGGUGAUGGUGCAUUACCUCAGGAUGUGAGCAGGGUAGUUCAACCAGGGUCAGGUUGCUCGGGUGGGCAAUAUUUUUGGCCGCUUUUUAUAGAGGUAUGCUGAGUAGGUUUGUCCAUAGUUUUGAACAAGACUGUAGACUGGGGAAUCCUAGGCAGAAGCCAUUUGACAUCAAUUAUUAUUUUUUUUUGCACAGCAUUACUGGCAGUUUUUGGUAAAGCUAAUUCUACAGGUAGUCAUUGCCUAAAGAGAAUAUUUAUUCUCCUCAAAGGCUGAAUAUAUUGGACUGGCUGAACCUCCCAGCUGAGCUGAAAGAAUGCAGAAUCAGAAAUUGAAUUUUGUGCAAAGAAUUUUCCCAUUUCUUUUUUUUCCUGAUCUGGUUUGUGGUCAUUCAUUGUUUGUGAAGGGCAGCAUUUUUUGCCGUCACAUUCACUUGGAAUCUUGGCCAUUGGAAUGCAAAUUUUUAGAAACUGAGAGAAUAGACACAAAUCAAAUACUAUGAUUUUAAAAAAUUUCCCCUUUUGGUUAGUCAGUGUGGAGAAUUCAGGUUAGUCUUUUGAGGUGGGAUGAUCUGUAUUAGUUAUAUUGUAUUUAUGUAUUUUUUCUAAGCACUUUCAAGUACAAUACUGAUAUAUUAUGAAAAGUGCAUGAGAUUCUGUGACUUAUGUUGUCAUGUUUGUGUAAUCUUAAAGUAAAUAUAAUACAACAAAGUACAUAGAACUGUCAUUGUUAGAGAAGGUAUAUUUUUAGACUGGAAAUCAAGACAGUUUUAGUAAUUUUUUAAAGCUUUGGUGAAAGGAAGGAAUCGUCACCUAAGAAUCUUUGGUUUUGAAAUUAAUCAUGGCGAAGAAAGCACUCGAUAUUCUUUGAAGUGGAAAUUCAUUCACCUCGGUGGUUUUGUAAAAGUAUCUUUGUGUAGUAUCUGAUGUCACAGUCUUGUGUGCUAUUCUUCAGUCAUUUUGUAGAUGGAGUCAUGUUAGAAGCUACCCUGAAGUAAUUAACCUGCGAGUUGGUGUCACAUGGUUCUUACUGCAAUUCCUAUGCCGUAGUUGAAAUUUAGGGCAAGACUUAACUUGUACCACUGCCAUAUGUGCUUAUAGGCAGUGUUUUAGUCCAGACCAGUCACAAGACCAGUCACAAGACCAAUCACAAGACCAGUCACAAGACCAGUCACAAACACUGUACAAAACAGGGGAACAGUGACAAAGGAAUUCUUUUGUUGCAGUUCAUUUGAGUAGUUUGUGACUUGAAUUCAAGACUUCAGGUCUCAGGUAUCUUGUGAUAGUCUUGAGGGGCUGGUAGGUACAUGUAACGAGCUGGGGAACUGAACUCAAAUGGACAUACCUUUAUUUUUUUAGAGGGGGCACUUGGUGCAUUUUUGUGAAAAAAAUUGUCAAAAUUACUUCAUAGCACCCUGCAUCGAGACUAACUUCUUUAAAUGUACAAUUAUGAGAGAAAAUAAUUUAAAAAUGAGGAAUAUUGACAUGUCAUUGACAAUUAAUAGUGGUUCCUUUUUUACCUGGUAAAUUAAACCCUCACACUGUUCUUCCAGUUUUUUUUA
Acanthaster planci (crown-of-thorns starfish) is the source of this 5065-nucleotide messenger RNA. RefSeq lists its product as uncharacterized. The record is from RefSeq and is a predicted model, not a curated record. Gene Ontology annotation, cellular component: membrane. NCBI's taxonomy places the organism in Eukaryota, Metazoa, Echinodermata, Asteroidea, Valvatida, Acanthasteridae.